Messenger RNA from Pecten maximus, 1053 nucleotides. RefSeq names its product 5-hydroxytryptamine receptor 1A-like. The record is from RefSeq and is a predicted model, not a curated record. The coding region runs from base 1 to 1053 and encodes 350 amino acids. Gene Ontology annotation, biological process: G protein-coupled receptor signaling pathway. Gene Ontology annotation, cellular component: membrane. The transcript has a single exon. Gene Ontology annotation, molecular function: G protein-coupled receptor activity. Lineage: Eukaryota; Metazoa; Mollusca; Bivalvia; Pectinida; Pectinidae.
AUGGUUUGGUUAAAAAUCAUUGACUCCAGUCCUCUCGAGAAGGUGCCAGUUACAUGCGUGUGUGAUGACCGACUGAACGCCAGUCUCACUCUUGAAGGAGGAGCUGUCAAGGACAUACCUCAGACAGGAGACCAAUGUUUCCCAUUACCAGAAAAUGUCCACGAACAGAUCAAGCAGAUCGCCCUUGUUCCAAUAACCAUUCUCAUCCUCGGCUGUAAUUCCGGAGUACUUUGCCUGAUUGCGGCCAACAAAAUCUUCCGUACGCCAGCCUACCUUCUUAUUGCCAACCUUGGGCUGGCAGACCUGACAGUGGGCGUUGUCAGUGUUGGUACCAUGCUGACCAGAGCUAAGGAGGAAACGCUGGACUUGUGUCUGGUCAGGAUAGGAUUCACAGUAGCCUGCUGUGUCUGCUCUCUCAUCUGUCUCAUGUGUAUUGCCAUCGAGCGAUUUAUCGCCAUCACGUAUUCGCUGACAUACAGACAGACAGUAACGGCCUGUAAGGUAACUGUCGUCAUUUUACUGUCGUGGUUCGUGUCACUUGUGGUCGGGUUUGCUCCUCUGAUAGGAUGGAAGAUCCAAGAUUAUCAUAACUACUGUUCCUUUCUGUAUGUCCUUCCAUCAGACUAUAUAAUAUUCUUGUUUUCCUCUUGUGUUUUGUUGCCAAUAAUAGUCACAUUUACUAUGUAUGGACAGAUUUACAAAUAUGCCAGACGCCAUAUCAAAAGAAUUGAAGCCAUCGAAAACCUACACUUGGAUCGAAGAAAUAACAGAAUUUUCAGAUUUUCUCCCAGAAAUUUGAAAUCACUUAAAACAUUGUUGGCAGUGUUUGGUUGUGUAAUCGUCACUUGGCUUCCGUUUUUACUUGGGACGAUCACACAGGUCAUUUCUGGCUAUACGACAUGCUUCCUAAAGGACAUAGUAGGAACCCACCUACUGUUACUGGGCUUCACCAACUCGUUCCUCAACCCAUUGAUAUACGCGAUGGGCACUAAGGAUUUCAGAGACAAAGUCAGAGAAACGUUCGGUCGUCGAACCAGUUGUAAUUCUCCAUAA